Messenger RNA from Chelonia mydas (Green sea turtle), 1457 nucleotides. RefSeq names its product D-aspartate oxidase (gene DDO). The transcript is spliced from 6 exons. Lineage: Eukaryota; Metazoa; Chordata; Testudines; Cheloniidae. Bases 321 to 1346 code for a protein of 341 amino acids. Gene Ontology annotation, molecular function: D-amino-acid oxidase activity; FAD binding. The record is from RefSeq and is a predicted model, not a curated record.
CAAGCAACUGUUUUAUCUGUGACGUGAAGCAGCAACCAAACAGGAGCAAUGGCCAAUAAGGGUGGAGUUUGAUGUGGCAUCAUAACUGCUCCUCCCAUUGACCUAAUGUUUUUCUUUCUGUCUUAUUAAUGCUUUUGUGCACUUCUAAGCAAUCCCGGGGAGAGCAACUCUUACCAGACAGAAUCUGGAUUCUUUAUUCAUCAGGUCCGGUAACCUGGCAGUUUCUAUGUGCAGAUGGUCCUGAGUUGCAAAGCUUCUGUCCAUCUCAGAAUUCUUCCAAAUUUAGGGUUGGAGUGAUGAUUAAAUAUUAAGUAAAUCAUAUGGCUAAGCGAGAGAUCGCAGUUGUUGGUGCUGGGUUGAUUGGCCUCUCAACAGCAGUGUACAUUUCAGAAUCUAUCUCCAAGUGCUCUGUGACUGUAAUUUCGGACAAAUUUACUCCCAACACAACGAGCGAUGUAGCAGCCGGAAUGCUUAUUCCACACACUUAUCUAGGCAUACCAAUUCAUCAGCAGAAGCAGUGGAUUAGGGAGACCUUUGACUAUCUUUUUGAAAUCAAUAAUUCAUCGGAGGCUUCAGAUGCUGGCAUUCAUCUGGUGUCUGGCUGGCAGAUCUUUAAAACCAUUCCUGAUGAAGUGUUACCAUUCUGGUCUGAUGUUGUCCUGGGAUUUCGUUCAAUGACUGAAGAGGAGCUGAAGAAAUUUCCACAGCACAGAUUUGGUCAGGCUUUUACUACACUGAAAUGUGACUGCCCGUCCUAUCUGCUAUGGUUGGAGAAAAGGUUGAAAGGAAAUGGCAGCCAGGUGUAUGCAAGACGAAUCAAAGAUCUGUGGGAACUACAUAGCAAAUAUGACAUCGUUGUCAACUGUUCAGGCAUUGGAUCCAGAGAACUCAUGGGUGACUUGGAGAUAUACCCUGUCAGAGGUCAAGUACUCAAGGUCGAUGCUCCUUGGGUGAAUCACUUCAUCCGGGAUGGGGACGGUUUAACCUAUAUCUAUCCAGGAAUACACAAUGUAACAUUAGGUGGGACAAGGCAGAAGGAUAACUGGAGCUUGUCCCCAGAUCCUAGAAGUAGCAAAGACAUAUUUGACAGAUGUUGUGCUCUUGAACCCUCACUUCAAAGAGCCCAGGACAUAAAGGAGAGGGUGGGUCUGAGGCCAUCCAGGUUAGCUGUGAGGCUGCAGAAAGAGAUACUAGUCCAUGAUGGGAAAAAACUGCCCGUGGUCCACAACUAUGGACAUGGUUCGGGUGGCUUUUCAGUGCACAGGGGCACUGCCAAAGAGGCUGCUCGACUGGUGGGAGAAUGCAUUGCUGCUCUGGAAGGCGCCUCUUCAAAGGCAAAGUUAUAAUCACUGGGGCCUCCUUUUCAGUUAUUGGUAGGCUAUAAUAAAUCUACUAGUAAUACCUUUGGAAUGUUAUUCUAUAAGCUGCAUGCCACAUUCUGAACUGCAGCCAAGUGC